AUGCCGACCGAACUCGCCCGGGCCGUCUCCAAGGCCGUCCGGAAACUCCACGUCGCCGGAACAGCACAAACACUCUGUCUCCUCGACACGGGCUGCAUCCAGCGCAAGCCCCACGCGCUCUCAGGCUGUGUGCCCCACUUGACGGUGAGCUUUACGAGUCUUCAGCACGCCGCGAGGGACUGUCCUGCACCCGGGAGCACCGGAGCGUCAUGUGGCAUAGUCCUGAAGAUGCGGUAGGCCUCGCCUCACUCCUUCUUCCU
Colletotrichum destructivum is the source of this 260-nucleotide messenger RNA. RefSeq lists its product as uncharacterized. The coding region runs from base 1 to 237 and encodes 78 amino acids. The record is from RefSeq and is a predicted model, not a curated record. The transcript has a single exon. Lineage: Eukaryota; Fungi; Ascomycota; Sordariomycetes; Glomerellales; Glomerellaceae.